CUUGUGUCCAGUGUUAUGAGGAGUGCUGAUAUGACAUCGGCUUUGGAAGAAACGUGAAAACAUCAGCUCGCGGGCCGGGAUGGGAACCCCAAUCAAAGAUGUGACGCUCAAGCCGGAUGCUCCCAACACACUGUUACUGGACAAACACGUAGAGUACAUUGCCAGCUAUGGUUCCAAGAAAGAUGACUAUGAGUAUGUCAUGACAGAAUACCUGCGUAUGAGUGGAAUCUACUGGGGCAUCACAGUCAUGGACUUGAUGAAGCACCUAGAUGCCAUGGCCCAGCAGGAGAUUGUCGACUUUGUCAUCAGCUGUCAGCAUGAAUGCGGAGGUUUUGGGGCCAGUGUCAACCACGACCCUCAUUUGCUAUACACGUUGAGUGCAUUACAGAUUUUAAUCAUCUUUGAUUCUGUGGAUGUCAUCAAUGUUGACAAAGUAGUAGAAUAUGUCAAAGGACUAGAGCAAGAUGAUGGUUCAUUCAUCGGUGACAAGUGGGGGGAAGUUGAUACUAGAUUUUCAUUUUGUGCAGUUGCGUGCUUGGCAUUACUGGGCAGACUGGAUGCUAUCAAUGUACAGAAGGCAGUGGAGUACGUCCUAUCCUGUAUGAACUUUGAUGGUGGCUUUGGCUGUCGGCCUGGCUCCGAAUCACACUCAGGACAGGUGUAUUGCUGUGUUGGGAUGCUGGCAAUCACUGAUAGUCUACAUCAUGUCAAUGCAGACCAGCUAGGCUGGUGGCUUUGUGAGAGACAACUCCCAUCUGGUGGACUCAAUGGGAGACCAGAGAAGUUGCCAGAUGUCUGCUACUCUUGGUGGGUGCUAGCCUCCCUCAAGAUCAUUGGCAGGCUGCAUUGGAUUGACAAACGCAAGCUAGAAGCCUUCAUCUUGGCUUGUCAAGACGACGAGACACCAUCUCCGGAUGGUGUGCCCCCAUUCAAUUGUAUUGUGUCCUUCUUUCCUCAGGUGGAUCCUUUUCAUACCCUGUUCGGUAUCGCAGGCUUGUCACUCCUUGGUUCCUUCUCUGACCAGAUCAAGCCGGUCAACCCCGUGUUCUGCAUGCCAGAGGAAACACUUCUAAGAAUACGACUCACACCCACACUCUUGUAGAUAUCUACACAGGUCACUGUACUUCUCUGUCUUUUUUUUUCUGUUUAUUUCCAAGCAAUGUCAAUAUUUCCUUCAUAUACAAUUCAUUCCUUCUGGCUUGAUACAAAACAGUUUAGCUCAGAAAAAGUUGCCAACUCUUUUGAAUUAAUUGGGGGCCAUAUUGAAUUCAACCAAACCAGAAUGACAUUAAAUUUUCAAUGCUGGAAAUGUCAUAUUUAUAAAAAGUGUUUUCCUUAAAUUGUUCCCAGUCUACAGUAACAUGGAUGUGUUAUGGAAACUUUGGUGUUAUUAGACACACAUUUAAACACUUGUGUGUGCGCUAACCUUACAUACCAAGUGUGGACUUGUGAACAAAAGAUGUCUACACGAUGCAGGAAAGGAAGACUUACACACGUCCACAGGACGUUUCCCCUUCUUUGAAAAAGAAGUUUAGAGGCAUUUUGGGGCAGAGGUCAUCCGUCGUAAAAGGAACAGGAGCAGUCACGGAAACCUUUUACAAAUGUCCAGCUGAAAAUCCUGUUCCCAGUUCAAGAAAAACGAGUAUUUUCACUGAGUUUUCUUAACUACAACGAAAAGAAAGGAAAGUCCACUGUAGGUAUGUAAGGUAAGUGUUGGUGAGUGUACGUGUGCACAAAUAAAUCAACUACUCAUAGUCUCCCAGCUGAGUAAACAUUCAGUCCUAUGAGUUUUUGGUGUCAAGCUGGUAGCCAGGUAUCAUAUGUUCGUUUCAGCGCAUUCUAUUACUUCCCCUGUGAUUGGUUUUAGUGGUUUAAUUGAACAAUCCAGUGUGACUUCUCACGCUCAAUCCCCAGGCCCCAGUAACUGAGCUGCCGAGUUGGUUACUUCCAAAGUAUUCCACAAUGCAAUGUAUAAAUAUGGCUGCUGAGUGGAACGAUACAAGGAAAAGCUGACACGAUUGUAAAAAGUUCAGAAAAUAUCUUUGCAUGCAUGGCAAAGUAGCUCAGUCAAGUAAUUUCUUUGAAAGGAAAGCCCAGACGUGUGUACUGAUGUCCAUUGUUUUGGCUGUUGGAAUUCAUUCUGCCAAAUUAAUCGCUUAAUGACCUCUUGGGGCACCACAUAUUAUGCGUGUCCAUGACAACACCACAGGUAAGCAAGAAGGAAGUCAUCGAAUAGCCUGUUGAAGAACAAAUUCCCAAUCACACAAUACCCUCUGUGAACAAAGCUGUCAAUUUGCAAACUUGUUCAAUCAACCUGUCGCAAGUGUUACUCAAAAGGUCAAAAGACAAAAAAUCAUGAACAUGAGAUUCAAUUGGUUUUUUUUUUUCAGUGGUGAAAUGUGAAGACUGAAAGUAUGAAACAAGUAACAUCACUUAGAUUCUCAAACUCUUGAAUUGUACAAUGUUUGGUAACUCUAAAAAGAUAUCAUUGCCAUUACAUAUUGUUUCCCAAAUAAAUACUGGUGUGACAUAUUUUA
Molecule: messenger RNA, 2537 nt
Organism: Acanthaster planci (crown-of-thorns starfish)
Lineage: Eukaryota; Metazoa; Echinodermata; Asteroidea; Valvatida; Acanthasteridae
Gene: rabggtb
Product: Rab geranylgeranyltransferase subunit beta
Biological process (GO): protein geranylgeranylation
Cellular component (GO): Rab-protein geranylgeranyltransferase complex
Molecular function (GO): Rab geranylgeranyltransferase activity
Source: RefSeq, a predicted model, not a curated record